Westerdykella ornata is the source of this 564-nucleotide messenger RNA. Its product is annotated as oligoribonuclease-like protein. Lineage: Eukaryota; Fungi; Ascomycota; Dothideomycetes; Pleosporales; Sporormiaceae. Gene Ontology annotation, cellular component: mitochondrion. Bases 1 to 564 code for a protein of 187 amino acids. Gene Ontology annotation, molecular function: 3'-5'-RNA exonuclease activity; nucleic acid binding. The transcript is spliced from 2 exons. The record is from RefSeq and is a predicted model, not a curated record.
AUGGCGUCCAAGGAUCCCAUCGUCUGGAUCGAUUGCGAAAUGACAGGAUUGGAUGCGGAGCAAGACACCAUCCUGUCUAUUGCUUGCUUCGUCACCGAUUCCGACCUGAACCUUCUCGAUGACCACGGAUUCGAGGCCGUCAUCCAUCACAGCCAGCACGAGCUGGACAAGAUGGGUGAAUGGUGCACCAAGCACCACCGCGAAUCAGGCCUAACCCAGGCCUGCAUCAACUCUACCACCACAGCUACCGAAGCUGCCGAGAGCUUGCUAGCUUAUAUCAAAAAGUAUGUUCCCACAGCCCGCACAGCGUUGUUGGCCGGGAACUCUGUCCAUGCGGAUAGGGCCUUCCUCGUGAAGCAGCCAUACAAGCCCGUCAUCGACCAUUUGCACUACCGAAUUCUCGAUGUGAGCUCCAUCAAAGAGGCGGCAAGAAGGUGGGCAUCCGCCGAGCAUCUCAAACGACUUCCUAGGAAGAAAAUGCUGCACGAAGCACGUCCCGACAUCUUGGAAAGCAUCGAAGAGGCCAAGUUCUAUCGCACAACCUUCUUUCUGCGCCAAUCCUAA